AUCAAUAUUACGGAGAGUUUAACAAAGAUUUAUUACUGGCAUAUCGUAAACAAGGAAGGAUUCCUUUACAAUGGAGAAACACCCAGGGUAACAUAUCAAAUUAACCUUAAGCGGCCUUGAAACUUAACUGGUAAAUGUACUUUGUUCUAUGGCUGGCUCGGUAGCUUUAAAUUAAAUAUAAAUUCAGACAGCGAAAAAUCAUCACACAUUGCUUAUAAAGAUAUCACGCGUGAUUGGAUGGUAAAUUUUUGGAGGGCUUAAUGCACAAUUUUGAAAUAUAAUCAGUCAUCAAGGUAAGAAAUAAAUACUAUAACAUGGAGUAGUCAUAAGAUGGGAACAGUCGUUAACACCAACGUAUGCAAGGCACUCACAGACGUAAACCUCAGAGCGAUCUUGUACAGUAUAUCAAGUACUACCACAAGAAAGUAAGUUGAGUGCUGAUUAAUUAAAAUAUGAGGGCUAUCGUGUAAAAUACCAAGUGGUACCAAAACACGUUCAAUACGUUUUUUUUUUAUUUUCUUAAACCUAGGGCAUAAGAAAUAGUGUGAUUAUUGUUGCCUAACAUUUAAUAUUUGUGAAAUUACCUGAUUACAGCUCGUCGAAAGAGGUCCCUAUGUUUACACAACACUUUCAAGGAAGAUUGAUGUUACCUUCGAUCCGUCCGGAGAGGUGACCUAUAAAACUUUCCACCAACAGAAAUUCAACAAAAAGAUGACAGCAAAGCUAUGCGCAACGUGUCAAGAAAACGACAAGGUAAGAAAUAAAAUGUAGUAAAAUUCUUAGGUUUAUAGUUACAAAACGCACUUUGGUGGUGAAAUUUACUGGUCUGAGGAGCACAUGCACACGAGGUAUUGUUUGUAAAAAGAACACUGAGUAAAAAAAAUCGACAAAAAUGUUUCAUCGAUUCUUAUAUACCGUGGAAAUGAUGUCAACAUUUUAAACACAUUGCAAUGAAACUGCUGAUUAGAUUUGACGUCAUUUGACGUCGAAAGGGAAAGAGGCCAAUGAUCUCUGAAACCUUGAAGAGAUAUAUUUAUCAGCUAUCAAUGAGGAUCAAAUUGAUAAAUCGAAAUGGAUGGGUAGGAAAGUACUACUGGAAAUGAAUAAAGGGAUGAGAUUUAUUGAAGACCUAUGUUGUCUGAUGGAUGGAUGGAUAGAUGGAAGGACUCUUUGUGAAUGAACAGGUAAAAUGGAUGGAUGGGUGGAUUGAAAGUUGUGGAUAACUUUAUGAACAAAUGCCUUACCAUUAACAUUUUUCUUCUGUUUUUCGUUAGGUGAGCAUCGUUAACUUGGCCUACCUGGGUCUGAUCAACCAAGUUAAAACAGCAGACUCCUUUAGUCUAGUUUUUCUCCCAGUGGCAGUUGACAGUCUGUUGCGUGACAUGGAUUCGAAACUUGGACACCGAAACGCAACACUGAAACAACUUGGAAAAACCUCG
Molecule: messenger RNA, 1439 nt
Organism: Porites lobata
Lineage: Eukaryota; Metazoa; Cnidaria; Anthozoa; Scleractinia; Poritidae
Source: the annotation of a GenBank genome assembly